AUGCUUCCGUACGAAGUGGUCGUCGAAGCGAACCAGCCUGGGGGCAAAAGGCGGAAGGAGAAUCCGCACGUACGCGAGGUGAUGGGGACCGACGAACGUUACGCCUGUGAACUUGCUCCCUAUGUGGGGAGUAGCUACGCGAUGGUGUACGCUCAUGAUGGUAAUGAUAUUGUGGUGAGCGUGCGCGGCUACGAUAACAAUAGCGUUCGCGACUACGCGAUGUACAACAACAGCAAUGCACUUGGUAGCAAUGGCGAUGUCUACGCCCGUGACGAUCGCUGUAAGCAGGACUUACAUCGCGCGAAUGUACGCGGCGGCGCUGCGGUGGACUUUCGCUACGUGGUGAGCGCUGUGCGUAUGCUGAAUGAUGUUGCUGCGGCGGAGAUCGCCUACGCGAUGAUCGAGCUCGAUGUUGUUGAGCACGUGCGAGACGUUGUGGGUUUUCCCUACGCCGAUAAUAGCUACGUUGCGCUGCUGGUUCACUGUCCUCCUCUUGGGAGUAUUCAUGACAGCGUAUCUGCGCUGGAGGGUCGUCUUGACCGGUAUUACGAGCCGCGGGCAGUUGCUGAAGUUGCUUAUGAAGAGUCGCACGAGUCUUAUAAGGACGAUCGUAGCGCCUCUUCAAAGCCUUCACCAACUCAUGGUGAGAUGGCUAUAUUUUCCGGUGUUUUGUACCAAAUUGGAUCUGGUCUGAGUCGUUCGAUUCACGUGGCUUACAUAGACGGUGGAUAUACAAACAAUUUACCCGAUUUCGAAGAUAUCCGGACAAUAACUAUCUCACCAUUCUCUGGUAAUGCUGAAAUUUCACCAACGGAUGAAGAGAAUUUCUUCGAUUGGAAAAUGACAGUGUGCAACCAAACGAUGAAUGUGAAUCUGCAAAACAUUGUCCGAGGAGCACAGGCAUUGUUUCCACCAGCACGUCCUGUUUUAGAAAGUUACUACGAAGCGGGUUUCAAAGAUGCUUUCAGGUUCCUUAUCAAGCAUGACAUUAUUGAGCGGAACAGUGGUACUGCUGUCUAA
Molecule: messenger RNA, 1020 nt
Organism: Ostertagia ostertagi
Lineage: Eukaryota; Metazoa; Nematoda; Chromadorea; Rhabditida; Trichostrongylidae
Source: the annotation of a GenBank genome assembly